GUCGUCAUCGCCGUCGGACCGCAUCUGCGCAUUUUCCAGCUGUGAGUUUCCCUCACAGGCGAGGUUCUGCCUGUCCCGGAUCGUCGUGUAUACGCCGACACAGCAGACCGGCAGGGAGAAAUCAAGGGAAAAUCCUCGAUUACCAUUCACAUAUCGUUGAAUCAUUAUGUACAAAACAGUGCGGAAAGGCGAUGCCAGUCUGCAGUACACGAUACUGCCACAGACAGAUCAGUUCUCGCCCGGCGGAUUUCCGCAGGCUUCCGGCAAACCCCGGCCGAGGAUCAUCAAGUACACGAUGGCCACUAUAAUGGUGCUGAUCAUACUGUCCUGCGUGGCCACACCGUUCCUGAUGAAUCAGAACGAUCACAACCUCUUCGCCAACACGAUGCGAGCGAUUAGCCGAGCAGAGCCAGUCAAGAACACGUCGAGAAACCAAACGAAAAAUGUCAGCGAGGGUAAGAACAGAGAUAGAAUUUCAACUACAACGGUAUCGACGACCGAGGUUACAAGGAGGAAAGACCUCGAAGAUGGCACGACCUCCUUUAAUGUAAUUCUCCGGGGUGAUGAUGAGGAGGAGGAGGCUAUGGUUGAUGACGCUACAUUAGCAGACGCGCCGGAAAUCAGCACACAAGUGAUCUCGAGCAUAGAAACGUCGACGAGAGACCGUCAAAUGGCAAUGACUUCCGCUCUACCGUCGACAACGAUCUCUUCGGCAUCGUCAACGACAUCGAAGGCGUCUUCGAGCGGCACGACGGAGAACGCGAAGACGCUGAGCACGCCCAAAAAGCCGAAAAUGCCGAGGGUGACCCUGAAGCUGCGAGAGAACGAGACCAUACCGCAGAUGUACGUGAAGGCGGGGAUAGCCUCCUACAAAAAGGGCAAUAUCACCACCAGCGUCCUCGCGCCACGUCUGAGUCUCGAAGGCUUGAUAUUCAAAACCCCGGAGGGCACGAUAAAACCCUGGUCUCAGAAGUGGUUCUUCGGCGAGCCCUCCGAUUCCGACGUCAAGACGUGGAAAGUGUUCGCCGUAAACCACAUGCCGAUGAUAACAGUUUAUGCAAUCUUUGGAGGAAUGUGCGCAACAGCGUGCGGCCUAAUCGCCCUGAUGAUUCACGUGCAACGUGGUGCACGUAAAGCGUUCAGACGUGCAGGGCAGAACGUCGAGGAGCCGGAGGUCGAGGAGCACGAGUCGACCUUGCUGGGCGCGGAAAGCCAAGAGAACGAGGAAAAGGAGUAAUCCCGGCGACGAGCACGACGCACCCGUACAUAGCGCGCGUAAGACUUGCCUAUUUUUACAAACACAUGUCGGUUAGACUUAGGCGUCUUCCACGUCGAAUGAUAGAAGAGCGAUAAAACGCGGGCGAGAAGGAUUUUUUUACGAUGUAGUCAGCUGUAGAGAAUCGCGAUAUGAAUCCACGAACAACGUGAUUGUCCCGCCUGAGAUGAAAGAAAGAAUCCAGGAGAUUCGUUUCCUGCGAGACUGCUCACUGCAUUGCCGUUACGCUCAUAGUUUAUCUUUAUGCCACGAUAUAGAUUUUUGAACAAGAGCUUCUCCGCAAAAGCAGAAACAAUCAUGUUGUACAAUCGUUCUUAACGUCACGUUUUUUUAUUUGAAUAUCCGAUUUACAUGCCCGUUAAUAAAUUAGCGACCUGUUAUAUACGUUUGUUGCUGUUGUGUAGUUCGAUUAGUGACAUGAUUACGUAACGAUAUCGCGAUGGCAUUAAUCUUGCGAUAAUCGACUGAUCGUAAAAAUGUUGCGUAAAAAAAAUUUUGUUGUUUGCUAUAUAAAUUUGCGAUAAGAGGCACGGUAGGUUUUACAAACCCGCCAUGACGGGCGCACAAUUGCGACUGUUGAUAAAUUAUAUAUAAAAAUAUAUAUACAGAGAAAAAACACGUAUCUCUCUGGCAAGUUAAGGAGACCAAAAUUUAUAAACUAUUUCAAACAACAGAGCUCUUAUUCUCUUUUAUAAACGCCUGCAAAAGUUCCUACAAAAUUACAAAUUUAAAGAAGUAUUCCAAAGAUAAAGAGGUAUUUCAAAAACAUAGAUGAUAUAACAAAUUUCUAAUUAGGAAAUAAAGUUUCUGACACGCAUAGUUCUGCAUAAAAAGAGUAGAAAUUAACAAAAAUAAUUUUAAAUAAUAAUAAAUAUAUAUAUACUGCCGAAAGGUAGGUUAAAAUUAAUCAAGGGCUUUAGAAGAAAAUUAUUUUCAACCGUAGUACACGCAAUAGCGUGAAAAAGUAAAUGUUAAAAAUGAUCGUACCAUGCAGCCUUGAAAGAUUAAGACAUUUAAAGAAUAAACAAUUUUAGGAUCCGAAAGAGUCUCCUUAAUUCGGCCACCUAUAUAUUUGCUAAACUUUCUAUAAUAUACGAUAUACGUAUAUAAAUACACGAUAUACGAUUAUAAGAUAUUAUGUAUGUGUGUGUCAUCGACCUUUUAUAGCGGAUCUCGAAAAAGCGAAAAGUACUUUUUAACUUUCUGACGUCGAAUUCUAUCUGCGUACAAAAGUAGCCGUACUGCCAGCUACAAUAAAGGGUCCUCUUUCUAGCCCCGUUUAAUUAAAAGUGAUGUUUGACGAACGUACUAGCAGAUAUAUCGGUUAAUCGAUAUCCAUACGCCGUUUAGUCAACAAUAUCUGUCGCGCGGGAAAAUAUAAUAUCAUAUUUUGCAAAAUAUGACGAUAUUGGAUCAGGACGUCAGAAAUAUUAUAUGAAAAUAAUUAAUCAAUCCGAACUUUGCGCGACAAUUGGAAGUUUAAUUAUAGACAGUUUCAUUAAUGCAUUGUUUGAUAAAAUGAUAUUUAUGUAAAAGCGUAUAACAGACUCGGGAGUACAGAGUUGUUUUUCAUGAAACAAAUAUGUAUCAUCGUAGAAAUUAUAUCUUUUACAAGAAAAACUAAACAAAUCGUAUUAUGUCAAAGAGAUUGACAUGGGCAUGCAUUAUAUCGUUAAUGUCGUCAUGAAAACAAUACAUUGCAAAGUAUUAUGUACUUAAAAAUACAAUGUGUCUAAAAUAAAUAGAAAUAUUUUAACAUCUUGAAAAUAUAACUCUAGAAGCUGCGACUUUUUAGCUUAUAUAAUAAUUUUAUGAUCACAUUUUUACAUAAUUUUAAGAUAUAAGAAUAAUUUAAUACUUUGCUAAAUUACUUUUCGUCUUUUACUGUAAAAACAAGUGUAUUAGUUUAUUUGUACUACAAAAAAUAUUAUAUACUACUAAAAUUAAUAA
Molecule: messenger RNA, 3226 nt
Organism: Monomorium pharaonis (pharaoh ant)
Lineage: Eukaryota; Metazoa; Arthropoda; Insecta; Hymenoptera; Formicidae
Exons: 4
Coding region: 167-1237 (356 amino acids)
Source: RefSeq, a predicted model, not a curated record